Molecule: messenger RNA, 1858 nt
Organism: Sebastes umbrosus (honeycomb rockfish)
Lineage: Eukaryota; Metazoa; Chordata; Actinopteri; Perciformes; Sebastidae
Gene: ephx5
Product: epoxide hydrolase 5
Exons: 10
Coding region: 178-1584 (468 amino acids)
Biological process (GO): arachidonate metabolic process; epoxide metabolic process
Molecular function (GO): epoxide hydrolase activity
Source: RefSeq, a predicted model, not a curated record
AACAUCAGCAUCUGAUUCUGGGUUUCUCUCUCACCAGCCAGCUGCACAGUGUGUGUUUGUUUAAUGCACCGCUGAACCCUGUAGUGUGUCCAUUUGUACAUAUUCUAACAUUAUCUGAAGGGAAAAAAAGGAGACAAACAAGUACACACCUGUAGGAAGCACCUUUGGAGUUGCACAAUGCAAAGACUGCAGAUUUUAAAGGGAACUUUCUGUGGCUUGGAUGUUGUCCAGCAGCAGCUCCUAAUAGGCUCAGCUGUGGCAGCAGGUGGCUUACUGGCAUACAUAGUGCACAGAAGAAGACAAGUCAAAAGUAUUCCUCUUGGUGAUGGAUGGUGGGGAGCAGGAAAGAAGACCCUGUCAGAGGAUGAUAGAAUCUACCCCUUUAAAGUGAAAACCUCAGAUGAAGAGAUUAAGGACCUUCAAAUGCGCAUUGACAAAACCCGCUACUCUGAUCCUCUAGAAGAUAGCUGCUUCCAGUAUGGCUUCAAUUCAACAUAUCUCAAGAAAGUGGUUUCCUAUUGGAGACACGAGUUUGACUGGAAAAAGCAGGUGGCAGUGCUUAACAAGUAUCCACACUUCAAAACUAAAAUAGAAGGAUUGGAUGUGCACUUCAUCCACGUGCGACCACCACACCGUGAGAACCAGACGGUCCUGCCUCUUAUGCUCGUUCACGGCUGGCCCGGCUCCUUCUACGAGUUCUACAAGAUUCUGCCACUGCUCACAGAGAACCAGGACGGACUCGUGUUUGAGGUCAUAUGCCCGUCUAUCCCUGGCUACGCUUUCUCAGAGGCCUCUCACAAACAAGGGUUUGACAGUCUCGCUGCUGCCCGAGUUUUCCUGAAACUGAUGGAGCGUUUAGGGUUCUCCCAGUUCUAUCUGCAGGGAGGAGACUGGGGCUCUCUCAUCACCACCAACAUGGCCCAGAUGAAGCCUCAGUGCGUGAAAGGCCUUCACUUAAACAUGUUUAUGUCAAGAAAGGGGUUCAAAGUGAUGCUUUCCAUCAUGAUUGGUCAAUAUCUGCCCUUCCUGGUGGGCUUCAGUCGGGAGGAUGUUCGCCGGCUGUUCCCUUUCAUGGAGAAGAAUGUCUGGGACAUCCUGAGGGAGUCAGGCUACUUCCACAUCCAAGCCACUAAACCAGACACUGCAGGCUGUGGAGUGAAUGACUCCCCUGUAGGCUUGGCGGCCUACAUUCUGGAGAAGUUCUCCACCUGGACUGAUCUGAGGAACAGAGAUCUGCCGGAUGGUGGGCUGGAGAGGAAAUUCAGCCUGGAUGAACUCUUGACAAAUGUCAUGAUCUACUGGACCACGGGCUCAAUCGCCUCCUCCAUGCGCUUCUACAAAGAGAACUUCAAGAGUAAUCCUGAGAAAAGAGUGGAUGCAAAGACGGGGAUAUUUGUGCCCACUGGACUCGCCGCCUUCCCUGCGGAGCUGAUGCACUGCCCUGAAUCGUGGGCACAAAUUAGGUACCGAAACAUCUACUCCUACACUUUCAUGCCUCGAGGUGGCCACUUUGCUGCCUUUGAGGAGCCUCGGCUGCUAGCCAACGACUUUGUCCAGUUUGUCAAAAAAGUGGAGGGGUUCUGAACCCGUCGAUGCACUCUCAGACCAACGUAAUUAUGGUACAUCUGUUCUUUAUUAUUGCUGUUGUCUUUGAUUUAGAUUGACCACACUACAAUGCAUUACUACAAUGAUUACCUCCAAAACUGCAGCACUGUCAAAAUCUUUUUCAGGUUUUUAAUAAAUGUAAACAUAUACACAGAUACUGGCACUCAAAUGUAUCCAAAGAUUGUAUUCAAGAAAGCAAUAUAAUGCACUAAACCUUUCAAGUUAUGCUCAUUAAAAAUAUAUUGCACCAAUA